Messenger RNA from Haplochromis burtoni (Burton's mouthbrooder), 7945 nucleotides. It is a transcript of the gene pald1a, whose product is annotated as phosphatase domain containing paladin 1a. The record is from RefSeq and is a predicted model, not a curated record. The transcript has 20 exons. The coding region runs from base 3720 to 6407 and encodes 895 amino acids. NCBI's taxonomy places the organism in Eukaryota, Metazoa, Chordata, Actinopteri, Cichliformes, Cichlidae.
UUGCAUUUUCUUUGUUGUGACACUUGACUCCUUUUGCUGGUUUGUGGUCGCAAAACGUGUCAUCAGUAUGUUUUCAAGAGGUACAAAAGAAAUGGCAUGCGCUGUUCUUUAGAUGCACGCUGUGAUUUUACAUGAGACUUAAGAGAUGUAAAAUAUCUUUUUAAUCUGUUUACCACAUUCUUUGAUAAUGCCAGUCAUGGCUGAUAUUCACAUAGCUACAUGGACUGCAUUCUUAAUGGCAUGUGACGCCUAAGCUCUCCUCUUAAGUGUUUAUCCACUCUCAUUCUUCUGCCGGAGUGACCAGCACCUGUUUAAAAUGAUUCAGACACCCUUGACCAUCUUACAAAAUGCUGCUCAGUCAAGAUCUGUUUGCACUUACACAAGUUUAUCACUUCAGCUCGAGUUGCAAGCAAAAUGUAACAUGUUAACAACUCGGUGUAAAAUCUAUCUGCUGUCACUUGAACCGGCAGAUCUGCCAGAAUAUUGUGGCCAGACACUGAGGUUUACAAAAAGUGAAAACCACACCACUGCAGGCUUGAAAUAAGAAGAUAUUAUUGGCAUCUUGAGAUGAAAUAAAUUACAGACAGGGUUUUUAAAAAUAGAUUUGUAAACCCUUUUUAGCUGGAGCUCACUGUCAAGCUGUGAUGAAAGCAAGAAUGCACAAGGCUAAAGGUUACUCGUGAUUUAUGUUGUCUCACUGCAGUAGCAGAAGCAGAGUUUGUUUGUGUCUCAGUGGAUUUUCAGCUCUUACUAGUGCUACAUGCCAUUUCCUUUAGAUGUCGUCCAGUCAGUGCGUGCACCUCGGCUGUCACUCUGGAUGCUAACUCUUGCAGUGGAAAUGCUAUUUCACACAUUUGAUCAGAUUUGAAAAUAGCAUCCUCUCACCAUGCAUCAGCACGCAGCUUCUUUUUACCACAGUGUGCUCUUUCUGAGCACAUCGCCGGGCUAUUUCUUUUGUACAAUGAUUAGCAAAAGUCACAAGUUGACACAAAUUCACAAUGAGGUUUUUGGAACAGUUGAAGGAAAACACAAAAAAGAUUUUUUGCAGAGGAAGCACUGAGCUCAUUUCCGUGCAGAACUGACAUUUUAGGGCAGGAACUAGCAAUGUCCUGUGGAAUCACGCCUGCAACCCUUAACCUCGUUGGUGAAAUAUGCGUACAGCUGCAGGGAGGAAGUUUCAGAGAGUACAUGUAAGCGUUUCCUGUCAAGGUGUGCUUAUGCUUCCUUAGCUUGUGUGGGGGUGUGACUGAGUUUGGUCGAAGGGUUUUCUCGGUCUAGCCUGUGAUGAGAGAGAGUGGGACAAUGUGUCAUUGUUAUUAUUAAAUAAAAUUAGCAUUCAGAUGUCAUACUUUAAGUUAGUGCACAGAAGAUCAGAUGGUUGAUGGGGAUAUUGUGUGGCUAUUUCCAGACACGACAUGACUGCAUUGCACUAAAUCAGCUUAUUUUUGUGUACCCAGCAUGCUUUUAGCCUAAACAUUUUCAGACUGAACGAGUGGCCUCCAUGGAGACCAGAAAAUACACAGGAUCCCUGAUUAUGAAUUAGGUGAUGCCAAUUUGUAUUGAAUUUAGAAUUUUAAUGUGGCUUUUGUUGACAUGCUGGCGGCUCUCCUCUCAACCUCAAUGUGGGAAGUUGUGUUGAAAGAUCUCCUGCGCACUACAAAGUGAUACCCAUCUCUCUUAAACCCCUGCAUCUCGUAUGAAUAAAGGGUGCUCUGCAUCCUUCCUCGGGGCCACCAACAGAUGCAUCCUGCAGCUGCAAGCUCCUUCCUGUCUGCGCUCAGACCCUUUUGUCUGAAGACAUUGCUACAGCAAAGUUGGGACACCGGCUGAAUUUAAAUGGGGCUGUCCUGAAUGGAGCAGUACUGAUAGGCUGGCAGUAGCUUCUGGUUUCCAUGGUCAUAAGCCCACUAUGCUGUCUUUGAAUUUAAAUAUUAGUGCCGCUGGUUAACUUUCACCAGCUGAUCACAGCUUUGUUGGCAGAUUCCUACACAAACACAGAAAGCUGAAUUCAAGAUUAUUGUUUUUGUUUGUGUGUGCAUUUACUUAUUUCAUUGAAUUCCACUUAUCUUUCAUCGGACCCGCACACAGUGCAGCAUCAGUGCAGUGCUUCAGUGUGUGUGCAGUACUACUCUGGUUGAUGUGUGGGAUAAACAGCCUCUCUAAUGAGUUGCCUUGAUUGGCUUGCCAGUAGGAUGUUUAUGACUGAGGGCUAUUUCUACACAGGCCUCCACCCCGGCUGCCCGCCUGGGGGCGGAGACCAGGUCUGCCCAUGCUGAAAUUAGUGCAGUUGAAGAGCUGCUAUUGCGUCUAGCAAGAACGUCUGUAUCAAAGUGCGUGCACCGUGGUCUUGCAGCAGUGGUGACAGGCUGCAAAGUAAGAGAGCAGAGCCUACAGUGUGACCAUUUCCUUGCUGAAAAGUCAAAGCAACGUAUCACGUAUCCUCAAUUAUCAGAUGUUUCGCAAACAACCACAUCACAUAUGCGAUAAGAUUUAGGAAGUUCUAGUGCGUGGCUGAAUAUAAUGUGAGAAUCAGUUUUCAGUGUUUUAUGGCCUUCCACUAAACCACAGAGCCAUACAUAACUGUGGUGGUGGGUAAAAGAAACCUACUGAUUAAAUGCCCUUAAAGGGACAGAGAUCGAAAUUAGUCUGUUUCUACCCGUUACUUUAAGAGAAGAACAAAGCAAAACUCGUUAAGGUGAAGGGUUUGCCUUAAAAGUGUUAAAAAGACCUCUCUUAAUGACACCUUUGCUUGUUCACACUAAUCUGCAGCAGGCCUGCAAAAUGUGCUUCAUUUUUCAUCGUGUGUCGUUAUUUUGGAAUCAGAUCCAUGUGAUGUCCAAACCAUCAGCAUUCGGAGUGCUGGCUAUGUCUUUCUACUACUGUCAAUUUGGCUCUUUUACUAUCUCUCCCAAUGGCUUAAAUGCGCAGCAACAAAGCCACCCCCCUUUCCGUCUUCGUAGCUUGUAUACAGAAUAGUGGGGUGGCAUGAUGCCACAGUAUUCCUAGCUUGAAUGCUCUGUAAAAAAAUGGGCAUAUCUUACAUGGAUAAUCCAAAACUGGCAACACUUUUAUAUCUGCUACAUCUUGUGGUAUACUUGGGCGUACAAUGUUUACCACAGCUUGUUUCUGUAUCAUUUAUGUAGCCUACACGUCGAAUUUGCAAGUAUAGAUUGGUUCAUGCCACCCUUAUUCAUUAAAAAUAAAAGUUUCAAAGGAAAGAGAAGAAAUAUUGCAAUUUCCUGCUAACAUAAGCAAAAAUUAUGAGAUAAAAGCAGAAGUUAAAAAGCUUUGAAAAAAAAUGAAAAUAUUUCUGUGGAUCCGCUUCUGUCAAGUGAAUAAUAAAGUUAUCAUUUCAUGUGUUGUCCGUUGGAAAGAGUCAGCUGUGUGUUAUCUUUGUGCAUAGCCUGCCCAUGUGAAAGAAAGCUAAGCGUUAGCCAUCUGGCUGCCAGAUGUAUUGCUACUUCCCCUGGUCUCCUCCGUUGAGACUCCAGUCUCCUGCAUGAAUCUAUUCCCCAACAUCAGUCAGGAGACGGAGCAAAGACGAGGAGUACGUUGUCUGAAAAGUAUAACUUCUGAAGUUUUGCCUGAAUGCCAAGCAGCCUGGCACUUUGAACUCCCACAAGGGGUGUUUCCCUCCGACUGGGGGUGGGUGAGUGGAUUCAAAGAAGGAAGAUUUCUUUUUUUGGAUGUGAUGCCAAGUUCUCACACUCCUUUGGACCAUGGCAGAAAGAAAGCAGCAAAGAAAGGGCUCUGGAAGCACAGAUUGCACUUCAUCUCAUGCCAGCUUGUGGAGCAUGGGUACAACUGCCAGUGCCGCACCACAGCCCGUUUCUGUUGCGUCGCCGCUUGAGAGUGUCCAUGGCAACGCGAUGGCUGACAGCAAGCAGUCUCUUUGCAUGAGCCCCUUCCAGACAGUCAACAUCCACAACAACAAGGCCAAGUCCAUCAUCACCAACAAAGUUGCACCUGUCGUCAUCACAUAUAAUUGCAGACAGGAAUUUCAGAUUCACGACGACAUCCUCAAGACCAACUACAAAGUCGGUCGGAUAUCAGACACUCUGCCCGAGCACUACCUCGUGCAGGGGGAGUACUUCAUGGUCCAGGAUGUCUACAGCAAAGCUGAUGUCCUAAACACCACGGGCAGUUAUGGGGCGCCCAACUUCCGCCAAGUGAAAGGAUCCUACCCCCUGUAUGGCAUGGGUCAGCCCAGCUUGACUGGGUUCAAGCAGGUUCUCCAGAGACUCCAGGCGCAAGGACAAGAGGAGGUUAUAUUCGUCUGUGUAAGAGAGGAGCCCGUUGUUUUCCUGCACAAGGACAAUGACUUUGUGCCAUAUACCCCGAGGAGGAAGGAAAAUCUACAUGAGAACCUUCAUGACCUGGAAAAAGAGGAGAGGGUGGAAAGCCUGGAGCUCACCAUCAGAAAGGAGCUCCAUGACUUCGCCAAGCUCAACGAAAACGUCUUCUACGUCUACAAUGACAUCGAGUUCUUUAAAGACGAGCCGCAGAAGAUAUCUAUCACGUGCGAGGAGGACAUCCAUGUGACCGAAGAGGUCUACAAGAGGCCGAUGUUCACUAUGCCGGCCUACAGGUACUACAGACUGCCACUGCCCACAGAAGGAGCACCAUUGGAAGAAGACUUUGAUGCAUUUGUUAACAUACUCAGGGAGAGCCCAAGCUUGUCUCUGGGCCCUGGUGCAUCCCAGAAGCUGCCUGCUCUGCUGUUCAGUUGCCAGGUGGGCGUUGGACGCACCAACCUAGCCAUGAUCCUGGGCACGCUUGUCAUGAAUCGCCUCAGGGGUGAUUCACAGCCUCCACCCCAAGUUGAGGAGCCAGCUGCUUCAGAACCCAGACCACUGUUCCAGGUGAUCCAGUCUCUGAUCAACAAGCUGCCUAAUGGACAGCAGGUCAUGGAAGAGGUCGACCAGGCGAUUGCCCUGUGUUCAGAAAUGCACAACAUAAAAGAAGCAAUAUAUGAGAACAAGAGUAAGCUGGAGGGAAUUGGUGAAGAUUAUCAAAUUCAGGGAAGCAGUACCAAAGACUACUUUCUCAACAGAACAAUGCAGAGCUUGGAGCGAUACUUCUACUUGAUUGCAUUCAAUGCAUACCUUCAUGAGCAGUAUCCUCUUGCCUUUGUGUCGAACUUCAGCCAGUGGAUGUGCUGCCAUGCUUGGCUGUACAGGUUACUGGCCUGCAUGGAUCUAUCAGAGCUGUCCGCUCCGGCAGAGCUGGUCACUAAAGGAGCCCGAGUGCUGGUUGCUGAUGAGUACUUGGCUCCUGACGUGCUCAGCACAGUAAAAGAGAUGAAGGCGGUUAACUUCAGACGAGUGCCCAAGAUGCCUGUUUAUGGAGUGGCUCAGCCAACAUCUGAGGCUACUGGAGCUGUUUUGGCCCAUCUGACGGAUGAAAAGAGGAAGCACACCCACGUGCUGUGGGUCAACCUACAGGAAGAGCUGGUGUUAGAAGGAAAUGGCCAGAUUUUUGCUGUGAGGGAACCCACGUGUCUGGACCAACACAUCUCCAUCCCCUCAUCUGACCCAGAGCUGCUAGAGAAACUGGAAACAUCCCUAAAGGAGGAGAUUCUGCAAGCGCAGAAGUGGCUGGAGGUGAUCCUUGAGCAGGAGAAACAGAUGAAGAUGUUUAAAACCUGCCUGACUGUUCAGGAGAUCUUCAACCAGCACAAAAGCUCUCACCAGGGCCUUGUCUGCAAACGCAUCCCUCUGCCAGACUGCAGCGCACCCAGAGAGGAGGACUUUGAUAAGCUACUGGAGGGCAUGAAGAGCUCCUUGGCCGAGGAUUCCCACUCAGCGUUUGUUUUUAACUGCUCCAAUGGCAAAGGCAGGACCACAACCGCUAUGGUCGUCGCCGUUCUGACUCUCUGGCACUUUAAUGGUUUUCCUGAGUUUGCUGAAGAUGAGAUUGUGAGUGUUCCUGAUGCUAAGUACACAAAAGGAGAAUUUGAGAUUGUAAUGCAGCUGGUGCGUCUGCUCCCUGAUGGCCACAGGAUGAAGCGGGAGGUGGACAUGGCCCUGGACACUGUCAGCGAGACUAUGACUCCCAUGCACUACCAUCUGAGAGAGAUCAUCAUCUGCACUUACAGACAGAUCAAAAGUGGUAAGACAGAGAAGGAGUGUCAGCAGCUUCUCCUGAAAAGCCUGCAGUACCUGGAGCGCUACAUUUACCUCAUCCUCUUCAACACAUACCUGCAUCUAGAGAAGAAGGACUCGUGGCAGCGCUCUUUCACACUUUGGAUGGAACAGGUGGCUGCCAGAGCCGGAGUUUAUGACAUCCUCAACCAGCUGGGCUUCUCUGAGUUUGAAAACCCGAGGGACACGCCACUGGCCAGGCUGCGCUGCCGCUGGCAACAGCAAAACAUUCUGUCACUUCCUUUCCGCGGGGAGUUCAUCUGAGAGGGGAUCACUGUGAAUACGCCAAAACAGUACUGUGCUUUUCAGAAUAAAAGACAUUUCCAAUAACAUAGUUAUGCCUUCUGUAUUUACCCUUAUUUUCUGUAUAUCUUCACAACACCUGUUGUUUAAUGUUACUGCUUUUUUCCUUUUUUUCUCACUUGUGAUGUUAACAGUUUUUAGCUUUAAAUCUCAGCAAGAUUCUGCUUCUGUAUUGGAAGUUGUGCCUUUACAUCAGUGAAUUUAUUAAUGUACUAAUUUGUACAUGUUUAGGUUAUUUUUUUCUUAAAAUCCCAGUAAAAUUAUGCUCACUUGCGACAGCUCUUUGAAACUUCAGCCGGAACUAGAGUUACAGUAAAUGUUGUUAUGGAGGAGGAGAUCAGAAAAUUCCAACAAUUUAUGUCACUGUGCAUCUGUUCCACUUUUUCAGAAGAGUCCCUAUGUACAUAUGGAAGCUGUCAGUAUUUAAAUAACUGUGCUGUUGAGUUUUCCAAACGUUAUUUGAUAAGAGGAUUUUGAGCGUUGCAAAGAUGCUAAAAUAUGACAGCACUUAUAUGUUCCUCUGUUGUACCUGAUUUUUGUUUUUGUUUUUUUACGUUUGAUUAUAUCUGUCAUGAUACAGGUACUAACAUUUUUAUGUGUUACAUUUGACUCUGAAGCGCUCUGUGUUUUUUUUUGUUUUUAAACUUUGUUUAAAGCUAUAAAAUUACUUCUGUCAUGUGAUGUGAUUCUGCAUUCUUCCUUCUUGUCAAAACAUGGUCCACAUACAUAUUACCAAUAAUGCAAAUUCGCCUUCCUACACAGCCUCAAGCUGCUCACCUGCAGCUUGAUGCAAUAGAAGUCCGCAAAGCUUUAAAGCACCUUUGAUGUGUACAUUUGGAGGCGUUACUUUUAUACCACCUUGGCUUGGGGAGCUUAAAUUUAUGGAUGGAAACAGCAUCUGCAGAUAUUUGGUGUGACUUGGAUUUUUUUUUUUUUUAAAUACACUUAGUGUUUAUUGAUGUGGAUAAAUACACCGUUCCAUAACUGCAGCUGAUGUUCAUUUCUUCAGUGGAAGGAAACAGCUGCAUGAUUCACUGUUUAGAACAAGAGUUUAAAGUUGCAUUGUCUUUCAAACAUUUACAUCAUUGUUUUCUCUGAAUGCAUGACAACACCAGAUCUGUAGAGUAACUUUAACCCUGCAGGAUUUCUUUAAAGUCUUGACAUGUUCUUUGUUUGAGCAUGUUACCACUAUAUUAUGAAUCCUGCCUUAAAACCAGAAAGAUAAGCAAAAAUCAAAGGAUCAAAAAUUAUCAAUCGUUCCUCCAGAUACCUGUCAUUCUUGUUUGUUUCAUUGUGGCAUUGCAUAAUGAAAGUGCACCCUUCAAGUUAUCAAAAACAUUGCAGUGAUUGAAAAUGGGAAGAAAUUUAAAAUACACAGUUUGUGUUGGAACAUCUAAUACCCAUCUUUGUGAUUCUUGAUUAAACACACAAAUGUGGAGGUUGUAUACUAAGAGAUCCUGAUAUCUUAGCUAGGCUUUUAAUUUAAUUGUUUUUUUUUU